CUCCAGUGGCGUCGUCGGCUGCGCCGGAAGUUCCUAGCCGGGCCUGGCGGUAACCUUGGGGCCCUCACUGCAGCUGCCGCUGCUGUUGGAGUGGGCUUUGCGAGUCUGAACUUUGGCGGGGCUAGGCUAGUUAACUGCCGAGAGCCGCUGGGUUUGCGGUGGAGGACGCUGAGGCCCGUGGGGGGCAGGCACCCGGGCGCAGGGCCUCCCAGCCGACAUGUCUCUAGUGGCGGAAGCCUUCGUCUCCCAGAUUGCAGCUGCAGAACCUUGGCCUGAAAAUGCUACAUUAUAUCAGCAAUUGAAAGGGGAGCAAAUUUUACUUUCUGACAAUGCAGCUUCUCUUGCAGUGCAGGCCUUUUUGCAAAUGUGUAACUUGCCUAUCAAAGUAGUUUGUAGGGCAAAUGCAGAAUAUAUGUCUCCAUCUGGUAAAGUACCUUUUAUUCAUGUGGGAAAUCAAGUAGUAUCAGAACUUGGUCCAAUAGUCCAAUUUGUUAAAGCCAAGGGCCAUUCUCUUAGUGAUGGGCUGGAUGAAGUCCAAAAAGCAGAAAUGAAAGCUUACAUGGAAUUAGUCAACAAUAUGCUGUUGACUGCAGAGCUGUAUCUUCAGUGGUGUGAUGAAGCUACAGUAGGGGAGAUCACUCAUGCUAGGUAUGGAUCUCCUUACCCUUGGCCUCUGAAUCAUAUUUUGGCCUAUCAGAAACAGUGGGAAGUCAAACGUAAGAUGAAAGCUAUUGGAUGGGGAAAGAAGACUCUGGACCAGGUCUUAGAGGAUGUAGACCAGUGCUGUCAAGCUCUCUCUCAAAGACUGGGAACACAAUCGUAUUUCUUCAAUAAGCAGCCUACUGAACUUGAUGCACUGGUAUUUGGCCAUCUGUACACCAUUCUUACCACACAAUUGACAAAUGAUGAACUUUCUGAGAAGUCAUUCACUGAAUUUUACAUGUGGAAUAAACAGUGUCUUUUCUAAGGCAAGCAAUUUGUGUUACAUACUCCCAAGAUUCCCUUGCUAGAUACGUGGUGAAGCAGAUAAUGGGAAUAAAGGUUCUUAACAAGUGUGCACUUAGAAAAUAUGGAUGGUUUUAAGGUAAUUAAAUCUUGGUGCAGAUUUGACAUUUAAGAACAUUCUUUAUAUAGAGACUUAAUUAAAAAACAUUUCAUCAGAGCAGCUAUGAUUUACAUUUGAUAAAGGAAAUGGUUGAGGAACCUUAUUUUUUUGGGACAAGAACAUUUUAAUAAUGCUCUUUUAUU
Messenger RNA from Nomascus leucogenys (northern white-cheeked gibbon), 1248 nucleotides. The record is from RefSeq and is a predicted model, not a curated record. Lineage: Eukaryota; Metazoa; Chordata; Mammalia; Primates; Hylobatidae.